CUGGCAAUUUCAUUGUUCACACUUAUAACAGAUCUUAAUUUUCAUUCUCUGGCAAUUUCAUUUUUCUCCUUUAUAACAGAUCUUAAUUUUCAUCCUCUGGCAAUUUCAGUUUUCACCCUUAUAACAGAUCAUAAUUUUCAUUCUCUGGCAAUUUCAUUUUUCACUCUUAUAACAGGUCUUAAUUUUCAUUCUCUGGCAAUUUCAUUGUUCACACUUAUAACAGAUCUUCAUUUUCAUUCUUUGGCAAUUUUAUUGUUCACACUUAUAACAGAUCUUCAUUUUCAUUCUCUGGCAAUUUCAUUGUUCACACUUAUAACAGAUCUUCAUUUUCAUUCUCUGGCAAUUUCAUUGUUCACACUUAUAACAGAUCUUAAUUUUCAUUCUCUGGCAAUUUCAUUGUUCACACUUAUAACAGAUCAUAAUUUUCAUUCUCUGGCAAUUUCAUUUUUCACUCUUAUAACAGGUCUUAAUUUUCAUCCUCUGGCAAUUUCAGUUUUCACCCUUAUAACAGAUCUUCAUUUUCAUUCUUUGGCAAUUUUAUUUUUCACCCUUAUAACAGAUCAUAAUUUUCAUUCUCUGGCAAUUUCAGUUUUCACCCUUAUAACAUCUUAA
Molecule: messenger RNA, 612 nt
Organism: Lottia gigantea (owl limpet)
Lineage: Eukaryota; Metazoa; Mollusca; Gastropoda; Lottiidae
Exons: 1
Source: RefSeq, a predicted model, not a curated record